UCCCGCCCCGCCCCCCGCGGCACCGGAGGGGAACGGGAGAGGGACCGGGGGAGAGAACGGGAGCGGGAAGGAGGACAGCCCAAGAGUGCCCACAAUCCCCAAGAGAAGGAGACUAUGGCCUCCUCCAAGCCACUCUCCCGCUUCUGGGAAUGGGGCAGGAAUAUAGUCUGCGUUGGACGCAACUAUGCGGAGCACGCCAAGGAGAUGGGGAGUGCACUGCCCCAGGAGCCCCUCUUCUUCCUGAAGCCCUCCUCGGCAUAUGUGCGCGAAGGGUCACCCAUCCUGCGUCCCUAUUACUGCGCCAACCUGCACCAUGAAGUGGAGCUGGGGGUGAUCAUUGGGAAGAGGGCCCAGGCUGUCUCCCAGGCCACUGCCAUGGAGCAUGUGGCAGGGUACGCACUGUGCUUGGACAUGACGGCCAGGGACACACAGGAGGAGUGCAAAAAGAAGGGUCUGCCCUGGACCUUGGCCAAGGGAUUCGGCUCAUCUUGUCCCAUCAGUGAGUUUGUGCCCAAGGAGAAGAUCCCGGACCCUCACAAGCUGAAGAUCUGGCUCAAGGUGAAUGGGAAGCUGAGGCAGGAGGGGGAGACCUCCUCUAUGAUCUUCUCCAUCCCUUACCUGAUCAGCUACAUCAGCGAGAUAUUCCCCUUGGAAGAAGGGGACCUGAUUCUGACGGGGUCUCCUAAAGGAGUUGGAUCUGUGCAGGCCAACGAUGAGAUAGAGGCUGGGAUAAGUGACAUUAUCUCCAUGCGGUUUAAAGUGGCGCAGCAAACGCGUAGAUCUUAAGCGAGAGCUGGGCUGGAAUCCUGUCUGCAUAGGAAGAGACUGGUUUUUAAUUAUCUGGUGAAUGAGGAGGCACACAAGCUGUCCUGUACGUUAAAGCACAGCCCAAGUGUCUAAAGAACUGUCAUGCAUCAAGGACACCUAACCUAUGAGCUUGAAAAGCACUGGACUACAACAGUCCUGUUCCACUGGACGCAUCCACCUACUCUGAGGCUCUGAACCUGGACUCUGACCCACCUUGGGACAGACAGUUAACACCCAAACCUACCUUGGAACCGUCCGUGGAGACCACAUGCUGGGGUAGCCGUUGCUGUGUGCUCUUCAGUUCUACUGGCACUUUGAGAGCUUUGCCUUAAAAUAAAAGUUAAACUAUUGAAAUGGUGAUGCAGGAGUGUUCUGGUCUGGUUUGAGCUAAAGUAGAAUCAGUUUUCUGAAUUCAGCUAAGUCUUGUCUAAGUAACUCAGCUGCAUGUUUUUCAGACAGUGUUUCUCUCUGGCAGUGAUAACACAGGGCAUUGGUACACAGAAAGGUCAUUGCUUAUACUUAUUCCUAUAGAAAUCCAGGCCAUCCUGGAGCUGGUGGAGCCAUUAAGUCAGAAGGAUGAAGAAGCGUGGCACCUACAGGGAGGAACCCAAACUGACCUACAGAGGAUUCUAUCUCAUAUUUAUGAUACUUAGUAUAAAUCUGAGGGAUCAUGAGGGUCAUGCUCUCUUCUUCAAUGGUUGAUGUCCAGUGAGGACAUGUUUGCCCAUGACCUGGGUCCGUGUGCUCCUGAGUGUAGUUUCUGAGUCCAGCUCCCUCCUGCCAAUGCCCCUUCCCCAAUGCCUGCUCUGCAGCAUCUGUGAUAACGUAGUCAUUGAAGGGUGGGGAGGCACAAUUUCUUAUAUCUAUAUCUAUUUUAUUAUUUUCUUAGGGUUUUUUUUUUCAUUAUUAUUUCAUUAAAGCUGUAUAGUUCUAAUUUCCAACCCACAAGUCUUUUUUCCUCUUAAUUUCCCUUU
Molecule: messenger RNA, 1781 nt
Organism: Cuculus canorus (common cuckoo)
Lineage: Eukaryota; Metazoa; Chordata; Aves; Cuculiformes; Cuculidae
Gene: FAHD1
Product: fumarylacetoacetate hydrolase domain containing 1
Exons: 2
Coding region: 115-786 (223 amino acids)
Cellular component (GO): mitochondrion
Molecular function (GO): acetylpyruvate hydrolase activity
Source: RefSeq, a predicted model, not a curated record